AAUGUUACAUUGAAGUUUUUCAGAGGGAGUGCCACGAUGCUGGUGAAGGGCUCUUGAUCCAAGGAAUUGGUGAAAUUCCCCCCUGUGUACUUUCCUGUGUUCUAGUUAUUGGAUGAAUUAAUACGCUACACAAUGUUGGGACUUUAUUGACAGAUGUAUCCAAGUACAAUAUAAUUGGUAGCUGUGUCAGAGACACAGCCAAAAGUGGGAUAAGUGGUAGUUACAAGUAACAGAACAGAAGAGAUAGGGUCAGCAUCAAAAAAUCAGAGCAAAGCAGGGUCAGAUGGCCCAGCUGCCUAAAUGCUAUUCUUGGUGGGAAUAUCUGUUUUUAGGUGCACAGGCAAGAAAUACAAUGACAGCUUUACACUGAUAAAUCCUGAUUAUCUCCCAUAACCUUUUCAUAGAACAUUUAUAGAGAACUUUCAUGCCUUAAUUCCUCCCCCAAGAACAUUAUUAGAGAACCUUGUGGCUUUAGUAAGGUCACCUUAUAUGGUGGGGAAGAUUCCAUGGAUUGUAUUUGGAUAAAAACUGUGUCUCAAGCACGUUUCAUGGACAAAGAUCCCACCAAUGAUUUUUCUGUAAUGAGGAUAUUUCAAUUGUCAGAAUUUCAGUACUGUUUGAUCUUGAUAGGCUUCAUGUUUUCUCUUGAAUAUCCAUGCAUUAACCCCUCUUCUGGAGCCCUUUUUUUUUUUAGGAACCAUUUAUGGUUAAAUUCCUCUGUAGUAAGGUGAGAUUUGUUUGUAUUUUUAACCUGGUGGGUUAACUACUCAAGAUAACCCAAUAAAGUCAGUGCGUCAUCAAGAACUGUCGGUCUUGUUUCCAUUGUUUUUUUUUUAAUCUUAUCCCCCAAGAUGCAACCCAUAACAGUCGACUAACACCCAAGUACAUACCUAUUUACUGCUAGGAGAACUAGGACAGCAGGUGUAAGGAAACAUGCCCAACAUUUCCACCUGUGCCAGGCAUCAAACCAGGGAAACUUUGUAUGUGAACUGAGUGUACUGUCAAUGGUGCCAUGGGACCAGUAAUGUUUGCUGAAAGAUGGAAACUUAAUUAUUGGAGUAUAUGCUUGCUUUAAGCAUGGAUCAUGUGUUUCAUAAUUGUCAGUAGACUUUCCAGCAUUACAAAAAAUCUUCUAAGUGAAUAAACUCGGUGCUAAAGCUGAGUGUUGUUCUUCAUGUGUCGGAUUACCAAAAGAUGAAAAUUACGAAAAUGAAUUGUUGGGAAACUCACUAUAGAAACAGUGUUGGAAUUCUGGAGUGACUAAAUAAAAUUUUGUGACACCACCACCACAGUACUUCAUCAGUGUUUUUGAGUUUGUGUAAAUUUAUUGAUAAAGGUAGUGUUGGCAUCAGUACCCCAAGCCAUGGGAUCACUGUGGCAGGAUAAAGGAACUGUCACCUUCGAGGAAAAAUGGCCGGCGAUGCGACCGACCGUAUUAAAGCUGUUAAGGCAGGAAUGUGUGAGCCGUGCAGAGUGGCAAGACCUCUUUUGGGCAGUUCACAAGGUUUGCCUUUGGGAUGAGAAGGGCCCACCAAAGGUUCAGAAGGCAUUACAAGAUGAUAUACUAGACUUCAUCACGCAUGCUCAGGCUCGUGUUCUGGAUCAGCAUGAGGACCAAGCACUCCUGAAGGCAUAUAUCAGUGAGUGGCGGAAGUUCUUCCAACAAUGCAAUUAUCUUCCGCUGCCUUUCAACCAGCUUGAGUCUGCCUUGGCAGGCAAGACUACUACCUCAGUCUCCAAGAAAGUCCAAAAUGAUGAUUCAAUAGUUAGAAAGUUAAUGUUGGACAGCUGGAAUGCAAGCAUUUUCAGCAACAUAAAGCAGAGGUUACAAGACUCAGCUAUGAAACUGGUUCAUGCUGAAAGAAAUGGAGAGGCAUUUGACUCCCAGUUAGUCAUUGGUGUCAGAGAAUCCUAUGUUAAUCUGUGUUCCAAUUCUGGUGAUAAAUUACAAAUUUAUAGAGAAAAUUUUGAAAAGGCAUAUAUAGAAGCAACUAAAGCAUUUUACCGUGUCAAAGCACCUCAGUACCUAGAGGCCAAUGGUGUACAAAAUUACAUGAAAUACGCAGAACUCAAAUUGAGAGAAGAGGAGCAGCGUGGAGAAAAAUAUUUAGAGUCAUUUAGUGGGUCAUUACAGAAUUUAAAUGAAUGCUGUGUUGAAGUGUUAGUGACAACCUUCCGUGAUACCAUCUUGGCAGAGUGUUCGCAGAUGAUCAAAAACAACGAGACAGAUAAAUUGCAGCUUAUGUUCAAAUUGAUGGAUCGUGUGCCGGAUGGAAUUCAACCCAUGUUGGAUGCUCUAGAAGAACACAUUGCCUCCGCUGGUCUAGCGGACAUGGUGGCUGCUGCAGAUACCAUAACACAAGACUCGGAGCAGUAUGUAGAAAAGCUUCUAGAUCUAUUUCAAAGAUUUAGUAAAUUGGUGACUGAAGCAUUUAAUGAAGAUCCACGGUUCCUCACAGCGAGAGACAAGGCCUAUAAACAGGUUGUCAAUGAUACACAAGUCUUCAAAUUAGAAUUACCAAGUAAAACGAAAGGCAUUGGCAUCAAGACCCAGCCUGAAUCCAAAUGUCCAGAAUUACUUGCAAACUACUGUGAUAUGUUGCUUAGAAAGACGCCACUUAGCAAAAAGCUCACUGCAGAUGAGAUUGAAAGCAAAUUAAAAGAUGUGUUGCUGGUGCUAAAGUAUGUGAGCAACAAGGAUGUUUUUAUGCGGUACCACAAAGCACAUCUCACCCGCCGCCUCAUCCUUGACACUUCUGCAGACUCUGAGAAAGAAGAAAAUAUGGUAGAAUGGUUACGAGAGGUUGGCAUGCCUGCAGACUAUGUGAACAAGCUAGCAAGAAUGUUCCAAGAUAUUAAAGUAUCAGAAGAUCUCAAUCAACAGUUCAAGGAGACAAUCAGAACGACUACCAAGUCUAGUGUAGCAGAUAAUCUUAAUAUAAAAAUAUUAAAUGCUGGAGCCUGGGCUAGAGGAAGUGAUCGGGUGGCUGUUAGUUUACCAAUGGAGCUGGAGGACUUCAUCCCAGAGGUUGAAGACUUCUACCGUAAGAAGCACUCAGGACGCAAGCUUCAGUGGCAUCAUCAUAUGUCCAAUGGCACAAUAACCUUUUCCAAUAAUAUGGGAAGAUUUGACUUGGAUGUCACCACCUUCCAAAUGGCUGUCAUGUUUGCGUGGAAUCAGCGGACACACGACAAGAUAUCUUUUGACAACCUUCGACUUGCCACUGAGCUGCCAGAUCCUGAAUUGCGACGGACACUCUGGUCUUUGGUAGCAUUUCCCAAAAUGAAAAGGCAAGUUCUCAGUAUGUCUGGGGAGGUGACGUCUCCGAAGGAUUUCACAGAAAACACACUCUUCUGGGUUAACCAGGAGUUUGCUCCUAUUAAAAAUGGGAAGCCUCAGAAAAGGGGAAAAGUAAAUCUUAUUGGGCGACUACAGCUGAGCACUGAGAAGAGCAAAGAGGAGGACAAUGAGGGCAUUGUACAGCUGAGAAUACUGCGCACCCAGGAAGCAAUAGUGAAGAUAUUGAAGAUGAGGAAGAAGAUCUCUAAUGCACAGCUGCAGACAGAACUAGUGGAGAUGCUCAAAAACAUGUUCCUGCCUAGUAAGAAACUAAUUAAAGAGCAACUCGAGUGGCUCAUAGAACACAAGUACAUGAAACGCGAUGAUGAUAACAUCAACAUAUUCAUAUACAUGGCCUAACCGAAUCAUAAUGAACCACAUCAGAGGAAAACCGUCUACGAGUGCAACCUCCUGGCACAUCUUGCAGCUGUACAUAUAUCCGAGUCUCUUGUGGCCAAGUGGUUGUUGCAAUGACUGCUGCCUGCUUACUGUCUGGUGGCUGUUACUGUAUAAAUAAUAGUUUAUUAAGAUUCAUCACUCCUAUUGGCCAGAUAGUUAAAUAUUUGUUUCUUCUACCAAGCAAGCGGCCAGUGGUGGGUGUCGUGGGGCUUGUGCAGGCACGGGUCAACAGUCUAGAUAGUACUAUACUAGGAGCCAAAGUCAGGAGUGCUGCCAUUUGCUCUACUACCAGUUGAUCAGCAAUUAAUACUAGUGUCAUAAAUGAAUGCCAAAGUUUUAUUUAAUAUUUCAUUGACACCAAUAAUAUCACUUUCCAACCCUCAAAAGUGAAGCUAGUUAAAAAUUUUAAGAACAGAAUUAAAAAAAAAAUUAUUUCUAAUUUCCACGAAGAAAACCUGGACAUUAUAGGAUUUCCAAGCUACUGUCUAACAAACAUGUAUAAAUAAUUGGAUGCAGUAAUACUACUUCAUUAGUUUUUACAGUUGAAUUUAAGGGCUAAGAGCUGUUGUCUUACCUCGGCUCAUUUCAAAGGCCAGCCCUAUCUUAAGUGCACUACCAUCCCUCCUUCCAGGAUGUAAUCCACAACAGCUACCUUACACCUAGGUAUUUAUUUACUUUUAGGUAAACGGGUGGCAGGUGGAGAGACUUACCCAUGCCUCUUGCCAUACUUGGGAAUCAAGCCCAGGUUCCUUUGGUUGUGAGCUUAGCUCUCUACUAUUGAGCUACAAAUGAUUCUUUAAUCAGGGUGAGUUACUUAUAAUCCUGUCAGGUUAACUGGGUCUUGAAAUUGUUGGAUGCAUCCAGUAUUGUGGUAUAAAAGAAGUAACUGAGAUAGUUUCUAAUAUAAAGAGAUUCUCCUUUGGAGAUAAAGUUACAUCACUGUCAGUUGUAGUACUUACUUUCAUUAGUCAGCUGAAUUGAGUGUUAUAUUUAGUUAAGUAUUAAAAUUCCAUAACGUUUAAAGUCUCUCCAGCUGAGGCUCAUGAUGCAUGUGGAUAGAGCAGGGCAAGGUUAGGGAACAAAAGCUCAAUCAAAAUGGCAGCAGACUUCAUUGUGAUUCCCAGCUCUGCAUACACAUGACUAUUGUGCCCUCAUUUGUGCCUGCAGCAUUCUGUGGGACCUCAGGUAGCUCAGAGAUUAAUAAAUUGUGUGGCUAACUUGUGAUACAAAUACAUAUAUAUUCUGUAAAUAAAGUAAAUAUUAUAGUAAUAUUAAAGGUAGUAUUUCUGAGCUGGGUUGUAUUGAUUUUUCUGGAAAUCCUAGUUGUCACCUUUUCAUAAUUUGCAAUAAUAGUACUUUUUAUAGCAUCCUUAUCUAUUUUUUGUUUUAUAGUUACAUCAGAAGACCACUGUAAUAAAUUUAUGAAAAGGUAUAGUGAAAGUAAAAAUGCAUGCCAAAUAUAUAACCUGAAAUAGUCUCGCAUAAAAAAAUUAUACACAAGAGUUGGGCUGGCUAUUCCCUGCCACUAUGCCCAAAAACCCAUAUGCCAUGAAUCUUAUUUCAUUCUUUCUCGUGGAUAUACUAGAUAACGAUUGUUCUAUGAGGUUUAUAGUAAGUGAAAAAUGUCUGCUGCUGGUGGCACAGUAUUGUAGCAGUGGCAAGAUGGUAAUUAAUGACUAAUGUGGAUACUAGCUUGGAUUCUGAACUAUCAUGAUGUGUGAUGUUUACAUUGGUGCCUCAAUCAUGUUUGAAAAUUUCUUGUUCAAUAUGAAUAUAGAGCAUUCUGCUCUAGCUGUAGUUUUAAUACCAAAAGUUUUUACCUAUAGGAAAUUUUUCUUUACCAGUUUUGCAAAGCUUUGAAAUAUAUUAGCUGUAUGGUAGCUAGUAGAAAAAGCUAAAUCUUUUCUAAGAAGUUACUUCUGGCAAGUGAUUUACACAAAAUUUCCCAAUAAGAAUUACCAUUAUGUUUUGGUUACUACAGUACUAUAAAUCACAGUUGCAUAUGUUAUCUGUAUGUUGUCCAGAACAGGGUGAUAUAACACUGAUCAGAUUUUUUUUAAAGUAUUUAAACCCAGUUUUAAAUUAUUCUUAUACAGUAUGUAUUUAAAAAAUUUUGCAAUAAGCAAAAUCUCUGCAAAGGUGUAUUUAUUUCAUGAGCAUACUGUCGAGACAUGCAAUCUGGCCAAGUAGUACCACUGUCGUAUCACCAUGAAAAAUUGCCUUACCUGUGCCCUUGGCACUCAUAAUGUAAAUAUUAUUGUAAUUACUACUGUAUUACCUAUAAAAAUGUCAACUGUCCAGAAUGGCAAAAUAUGGAAAUCAAGUGAUUUUUUUUAUUGGUAUGUUAUGUGACUAGAACAAUUAGGAUGAUGCAGCAUCAUGUGUCCCUGUGUGAUCUCAAUAAACAUCCUUUUUUUUUUUUCCCUCAUACUCCUUACGAGUUAUCUUGGACCAUCAGUUAUAAUAGUUUGAGGUCAUGAUAUAACUUGACUUUGUAUGGUAUGUGCAGAAGGAAAGUAAUUUUCUUUUGAGGUGUAAUUAAAUGUUUGUGGAAUUUUCACAGGUCUUGAUCUGCUAGUCUUUUGAUAAAAAUGAAUUUUAUUUAUACUUCAAAAUAUCUUACAUAAAACAAUGCCUGCUAUUUUGAAAGCUGAAUGCCAUUUUCCCUGAUACACAUUUAUGACUGCUGCAACACUUUUCUCUCCCUUUGAGAUGCACAAUAGCCAGUGCAGUACAUCAUUUGAGAUAUAUUUUGGUUCAUGAUGCUUCUGGGACAAGUCUUAAGAAGAUUAAAUCUCACCUAUUACAUAAAGUAAGUCAAACUUGAGGUUUUUGUAAAUUGUGUUGGCUUAUUAACAGAAUCUUAGGUGUGGAAUAAUUAAUUAUGUAUUCCUUCCGUGUGACUGGUUACCCAUGAAGUACGGUACUUCUAUGAGGAAAGUAAAUGCAAGGCCCUAUUUUCAAAUGACGCUUCCUUAGUUAUUCUUAAAUUUUAGUAAAUGAUUUCCCAUGGGUUUCUUCUUAUCUAUAAUAUUCUUACAGUGACCCAUGGUUUAUCUAUUUCUUGUCUAAUCUUUCUGUGUUUACAGUAUUUGUUCCUAGAUAAAAGAAGACAUGAAAAAAAUUUUUUUUAGUAUUUUUAGCAAUUUAUGUUUUCUAAGCCUUUCAUUCAUUGUUUCAAGAAUAAUAAACUUGGUAAACAUUGUAUAAAAGUAAACAAUUAAACCAUUAAUAUAUUCUUGAUGACCUUUAUCAACUGGAAUAUUAAUGUUAGUGCCUUGGACUUCUUGAUAUCCCACACUAAACAAGUCUUAUGACAGUUGAAUAUCAAAAACACUCAAGUACCAAAAGGGAGUUGACAGGAAAAAAUAUGUAGACUCCAUGCUUUCUUAAUUGGCACCAAUUUUCUACACCAUCUGUGACUUUCCUCCUUUUUUUUGAACUAUCCUCUCCUUGACACUUCCACCUCUAUCCUUAUACCAUCGCUCUCCAUGAAUAUAAUAAUGUAGUACAUUAUACAGUAUAAUGUGAUUUCUCAAGGUAAAGGGUGCCUGUAUCUGUUGCCAGUAACACCGCAAGUGUACAAUUUUUAAAUGUUUAAUGUAAUCAAUUUAGUUCUCUUUAACCCUUUCACUAUUGUUCAUACAGAUCUACGUCAGUGGGAUCAGUGUUGCAGACAUAGAUUUACAUCUUAACCAUGGUGCCCUCAAAUAUGCUGAGCUGAAAAUUUUCGCCUAGACAUGAGAGAAUGAGCCUGUAUGGUGGGUGUGCACAGUAUAAAAAAAAAUCCUGGCCCAUGCAGUGUGUGAUGAGAACAGUUAACCUCUGACUUUGGGUUAAAACAACAACUUUGAGGCAUUUUCUAGGGUGGUUUUCAUGGUUUUAUUAACUUUCUUGGUGCCAAUGGAUAGACCAGAAGAUAGUGAAAUGGAGAUGAUUUUGGUUGGUUUCAGACCAGAAGUACCUGAAAUAAUGGUGGAAAUAUUCAAUUUUUGGGUGAUAAGGACCCCCUUCCCUGGUCUGUUUUAUGGGUUUUUACCACGUCUGCUGUAACUACUAGGAUGGCUUAAACCAUUACCAAGCAAUCUUGGUCAUAUUUUAUUAGCCAAAAAAUGAAGAAAACUUGACUUUUUUGUGAAAUGGAGUUAAAAUGGAGGGCAAUGAUUAAUGAACAGGGGAAAGGUUGCUUUAGUGUUUGUUUUGGAAUUUGUUGAACUUUGAGCAAAAUUAGCUAUAUUAUAAAAUUUUUGGCACUUUAUAGUGGAAUGGGCGAGUCUUGGGCUUAAUGGUGAGGAAGGCAUACUAGUAAAAUAGCCAGGAAUUUUCGAUUUGAGUACUAGAAUUGCCUAAAGUGAGCCUCAAAGUGGGUGAAAUCACAGGUGAGUAAAGUGCUUCUAACUUCAAAAUUUGCACCUGCAUAAUUCUGUAAAUUUUACAUCAAUUUUUUAUGUCAUUAUCUUCAGAAAAAGAUUCUCUACCAUUUUAGAAGAUAAUUUUUUUUUGUGACACUGACAGGAUUUUUAAUUUUAGAGGUAGCAACAGUGAAAGGGUUAACUAGCCUCUAAUAUUUACAUUAUAGAUAUUUGAAAAUUAUAGCUGAAUGAAUGAAUUAGUAACACUAUUAUAGUCUUCCAAUAUUGGUUCAUAUUCUUAUCAUUCAGUAGUCUACCAUUAAUGGUUCAUAUUGCUACAGGAAAAACACUGCAGGAAUGGUGGGGAUAUUGCAGUUUGGAGAGGCACCUGAGCUGUAGUGUCAGUACACCUCUGGCAAGACAUUGAUGGAGUGAGUGAUGGUGAGUGUGUUUCUUCUUUUUUGGGUCACUCUACCGUGGUGGGAGACAGUCAGUGUAUUAAAAAAAUGAUACAGGUUUCAUUUGGUAAAAUGAAAUUAGUUUCUUAUUGUAUCCCUUAGUGCAAAUAACUGCUUAAUGUUUCAGAACAUAUGGGUGGCAUACUGAUCUUUCCUUAUCAAGAGUCCCUCAGUGGCAUAAAGGAACCUUUCUUGAGGAGUCCAUGUUUAUAAACCUGAAUGAGCAUUUGUGAGCACAAUAAUAAUUCAUGUUUAAAUAGCAGUGUUGCAGAAUAUAUGUAACUACCCUGUAAACUGUCAAAGUGAUUGGAAAAAACAUUUUCUAUUAAAAUAAGUUUUGAUUUCCUCUGCUACAGGUACCUGUAACAUCUUGCUGGCCUACCUGCUACAGCAUCCUCAGUUUUAUUUUUGCAUGAAUGUACAGGGGAAUCAAAUAAUUACACCAUAGGUUUAUUGAUGCAAUAUGUUUCAUAACAGGUUUAUAAUUAACUUUCAACACUUGGAUGGCUUGCUUAGCCUAAUCUGUAGCCUUUAAUGGAGAUAGUGACCAGCAUACUCCUCUUACAAUUCUCCAUCUAUGCCUGGUUGUGGGCUAAAAUUUAUUUAUUAGCAGAUUGGGAGUCUCGAGUUUUGCACACCAUGUUAUAGUACUUGUACAUAUCAGUUUUAACAAAUUUUAAAAUAUGACUGACUGGCUACAGAUUUCUAGUCACUCUUCUCAUUUAAAUGGCAGACUUGCAUAAUAUCAUACUGAAAUUUGAAGAAGUGACACAUUAUGCAGACCAAGUUUUUAAUGGGACAACAUUUUGAUCUGUUAUCUAAUCACAGAUUUUUAAUUCUCAAAUUAAUUUUAUACAAAUGUAUAUUUAUGGGGAAGUGCUAAAAAACCCCUCCAGGGUCAUGCAGCACCUGGGGAAUGGGAUUAUUAGUACAUACAGGAGGGCCUUGCUUAUAUAGCAGGUUAGGUUCUGGGCUACUGUUGUAAAGUAAAAAUUGCUGUAAAGUGAAUCAUAGCCUUUUUUUCACUUUCAAAUGCAUGUAAAAGCCUGAUAAAAUGUUUACACUAUCAUAUAUUAAGUGAGCAAUAGAGCUAGGCCUAAAAAAAUGCAUAUAUGGUACACACAUUACUUAACUUAAAAUAUUUUCAUCCUUAGCUUAUAGUGAGUGGUGAAUAUAUUUAUUGUAGGAAGUCUGAAUAAAUGAAGAAUGGGUGUAAUUGAAAACCACUGCAUUAGCGAAACACUGUAAAGUGAAGUGCUAUACUAUAUAUUUAUAUGAAGCGCUAAUCCCACAUAGGUCAUUCAGUGCAUGGAAGGCAGUGGCGGAGGCUCAAUCCUCCACCUACUAAUCAUGCAAUAGAUGCAUUACUCUUGCAGUCAGCCAAGCUGUAACAUACAGUCAUAUAGAUACAAAAAUUAUAUACACACUAAGUGACCACUUUAUUAGGUACACCUGUAUAUUUGCUUGUUAAUGCAAAUAUCUAAUCAGUGAAUCACAUGGCAGCACCUCAGUGCCUAAAAGCAUACAUACAUGAUCAAGAGGUUCAGUUAUUCAUGCCAAACAUCAGAAUGGGAAACAAAUGUGAUCUAAAUAACUCUGACCAUGGAAUGAUUGUUGGUGCCAGAUGGGGUGGUUUUAGCACCUUUGGGAUGUGGUGGAAGGGGAGAUUCGCAGCAUGAAUGUGCAGCCAACAAAUCUGUAGCAACGGUGUGGUGCUAUCAUGUCAAUAUGGACCAAAAUCUCUUAAGGAAUGUUUCCAGCACCUUGUUGAAUCCAUGCCAAGAAGUAUUAAGACUGUUCAUGGGGCAUAGCAUGGGGGUGGGGGAUAUGGCAUACCAACAAAGAGGGUGUGCAUAAUUAAAUAGCUACUGAGUGUAUAUACAGUUGUCCCUUGAGUUACAAUAAUUUUAAGUUCUGAUUUACCUUCAUAAAGGAAUUUAGUUUUGAGUUCCAGUGAAAAAUUUGAGAUACAAUAUGUAUAUAACAGUCAACAUGCAUGGGUGGGCCUCUGGUCAGAGACAACAUAGGGUGAAAGUCUUAAAUGUAGUGAUGGUGGAGGGUUUGUUGGAGGUGAGUGGGUGGGAGUAAGGGAAGAUGGUAGAGAGGAAGGCAGGCAGACAUGUGAGGGAGACUGUAUGUGUACCAAGACAUGGGCAGUGGGAGGCUGUGAUAACAGGAAUAUAAGUUUUAAGUCUACAAUUCUUUACCAGUCUCUGCCUGCCUACCUGCCUGCCCAAAUCUGUUCUGCCCUUCCAGCUUUACUUUGCUCUAUAUGCCCCAGCCUGCCCUGCCUGCUCUGUCUUGCUCUAUAUGCCUCAGUUUGCCCUGCCUGCUAUAUCUUGCUCUAGAUACCCCAGCCUGCUCUACAAUGCUCUACAUUUCCCAGCCCUUCCUGCCUGUUUUUCCUUGCUCAAACUACCCUGUCUCCUGUGGUCUGCCUGCCUACCUAUCUAAAAUGGAGUGAUGGUGGAGGGUGUGUUGGAGGUGAGCAGGAGGGAAAGGGGUAGUGGGAGACUAUGCACACCAAAUAAGGGCAUUAGAAGACUGCGACAACAAAAAUGUAAAUAUUAAGUCUGUCCUGCUUCUGCCUUCUCCUGCCUGCUUUGUCUAUAUAUACAUGUCAAUAACAACACUGUGACUAGCCAAGGAUUCGAACCCAUGUCGUUUUGGCCCGCCUCAUGGUGAGCGAAAAUCACACGAUGCUCUAACCCACAGGACCAUGCAGUCCUACCAGAAUCAAGCACCCAACAGAGCUAGGUGUUUUACCUUGAUCCGAGGACACAUGUGGCACCCACACCACCAUAUGUCCUCAGAUCAAGUAAAACACCUAGAUCUGCUGGGUGCUUGAUUCUUGUAGGACUGCAUGGUCCUGUGGGUUUGAGCAUAUAGAGUAUGAGAGUAUAGUUAUACCAACAUUCUUAUAUGGGUGUGAAGCAUGGAUGGUGAAUGUUGAAACAAGGAGAAGACUGGAGGCAGUGGAGAUGUCAUGUCUGAGGGCAAUGUGUGGUGUGAAUAUAAUGCAGAGAAUUCUUAGUCUGGAAAUUAGGAGGAGGUGUGGAAUUACUAAAACUAUUAUCCAGAGGGCUGAGGAGGGGUUGUUGAGGUGAUUAGGACAUGUAGACUGGAUGAAACAAAAUAGAAUGACUUCGAGAAUGUAUAAAUCUGUAGUGGAGGGAAGGCGGGGUAGGGGUCGGCCUAGGAAAGGUUGGAAGGAGGGGGUAAAGGAGGUUUUGUGUGCGAGGGGCUUGGACUUCCAGCAAGCAUGCAUAAGCGUAUUUGAUAGGAGUGAAUGGGGACAAAGGGUUUUUAAUACUUGAUGUGCUGUUGGAGUGUGAGCAAAGUAACAUUUAUGAAGGGAUUAGGGAAACCAGCAUGUCGGACUUGAGUCCUGAAGUUGGGAAGUACAGUGUCUGCAAUCUGAAGGAGGGGUGUUAAUGUUGCAGUUUUAUAACUAGUGUAAGCACGCUUCUGGCAAGACAGUGGAGUGAAUGAUGAAGAAAAUUUUUCUUUUUCGGGCCACCCCGCCUUGGUGGGAAUCAACCGAUGUGUUAAUAUAAUAUCAAAAUAUAAUAAUAUAUGUAAUAUAUGCCUUUUCAUCCACUUCUUCGAGGCUAUGGGUUCUGCAAUUUACACCAGAGAUGGACCCCUCUUAUGUAUGUAUACAGAGGUCCCUCGUUGUUCGUAAUUAAUCCGUUCCUGGAGCCGUUACUAUAAACGAAAUUUACAAUUUACGAAUCAAUUUUCCCCAUAAGAAAUAAUGUAAAUACAAUUAAUCCGUUCCUGACACCCAGAAGUAUUAAAACAAAAAAUUUUUAACAUGAAAUAUACAUGUAGUACAUAAACAAUACAAUGGGAAAUGAUGAAUGAAACAUUAACAGCAUAACACUUACCUUUAUUGGAGAUUCUUCUUAGUGUAUGGGAGACUGGAGGAGGAGAGAGAGUGGAUUGUUUAUAGUCUGGAAGGGGAAUCCCCUUCCAUCAACACCUCGGGUACCAUUUGCUUUUCUGGGGUUGCUUCUCUUCUGUUUCUUAAUGCCACAAGGACCACCUUGAGAGUCACUGGAGUCCUGUCUCACAAAAUAACUGUGGAGAGAGCUCAGUUUCUGGCGUCUCUUUAACACUUCCCUAAAAUGGCCUAAGACUUUGUCACUGUACAUGUUGCCAACCUGGCUUGCAACAACCUUGUUAGGGUGAUGUUUCUCCAUAAAGCUUUCCAUCUUACCCCACAUAAUAAAAAUCUCUUUAAUUUCUGAAGAAGGCACCUUCUUCCAUCUCUCUUCCUCCUCCUCUGCAGCAAGAUUCUGAGCUGCGAUGUGUUGCUCUUCCUGCUGAAGCUCUUGCAGCUCCUCAGUGGUGAGCUCUUCAUUGUGGUCUUCCACCAAUUCUUCCACAUCCUCCAAACUCACAUCCAACCCCAUGGAACUCCCAGUGCCACAAUUGAUUUUACAACAGACAUAGGCUCAUUAGGGUCAGUCCCAAAUCCUUCAAAAUCCCUCUUGUCGACACAAUCUGGCCACAAUUUUCUCCAGACAGAGUUCAAAGUCCUGGUAGUCACUCCCUCCCAAGCCAUACCUAUAAGGGUUAUGCAGUGGAGGAUGCUGAAGUGUUCUCUCCAAAAUUACCUUAGGGUCAAGUGAGUGUCUGUGGUCACAGUCAAGCACCUGUGAAACAUUGCUUUUGUGUAGAGUUUUUUAAAGUUUGCAAUAACCUGCUGGUCCAUGGGUUGGAGGAGAGGAGUGGUAUUCGGGGGCAAGAACUUUACUGUGAUAACCCAAACUCCUCGAAAAUUAAGUCAUCCAAGUUUGGAGGAUGAGCAGGCGCAUUGUCCAUUACUAGCACGCACUUGAGAUCCAAUUUCUUUUCCAGGAGAUACUCCUUCACACUAGGGCCAAACACUUCAUUGAACCACUCUACGAAAAUUUCCCUCGUGACCCAUGCCUUACUAUUAGAUUUCCAAAACACACACAAUUUACUCUUCAUAACAUUGUUUUUCCUGAACACACUGGGAUUUUCAGAAUGGUACACUAAUAAUGGCUUCACUUUGAAAUCCCCACUAGCAUUAGCGCAGAACAUUAGCGUCAGCCUGUCUUUCAUAGGCUUAUGUCCUGGCAUUGCCUUUUCCUCUUGUGUAAUGAAGGUCCUCUUUGGCAUUUUCUUCCAAAAGAGGCCUGUUUCGUCACAAUUGAACACUUGUUCAGGUUUCAGUCCUUCAGCCUCUAUGUACUCCUGGAAUUCAUGCACAUAUUUUUCAGCCGCCUUGUGGUCCGAACUGGCAGCUUCACCAUGCCUUACCACACUGUGUAUGCCAGUAUGGUUCUUAAAUCUCUCAAACCAGCCUUUGCUGGCCUUAAAUCCACUCACUUCACCACUAUUUGCAGGCAAUUUCUUUACCAAAUCUUCAUGCAACUGCCUAGCCUUUUCACAAAUAAACGAAGUCAUAAGAGUAUCUCCUGCUAAUUGUUUUUCAUUUAUCCACACCAAUAAUAACUUCUCAACCUCUUCCAGUACUGGUGAUCUCAUUUUUGUCAGCAUAGUUACUCCCUUUGCAACAACAGCAUCCUUUAUUUCAUUUUUCUUGGCCACUAUGGAACAUAAGGUUGUGUAGGGUUUCUUAUACAUUCUGGACAGUUCUGCCACACUUGUACCACUUUCAUAUUGUUCAAUGAUGGUUUUCUUAAGUUCAAUCGUAUUUCUCACCUUCUUUACCACAGGCUUGGCACUAGGAGCUUUCUUUGGAGCCAUGGUAGCUUAUUUAGUACUUGCAAGCACUAAAAUAAAUGGAAUAUUAUGAAAUAUUUCGCUGGAGCACGCGAGGGGACCUUCGCUCACUGGUAAACAAUGGCAGACUGGCUGCCGCCCUGGCCCAAGCCGUGCGUACGUGUCCCGGACGAACUACGACUCGCGAGUCAACCUAUGAAAAGCGAGUCCAUGUUUAUACAAAAAUACCCCUAUGUGUAUACCCCUAUGACUGGCGAAUUUUACGAUUGCCGGGAACUACGAAAAGCGGGGGACCACUGUAUAUGUAUGUAUGUAUGUAUGUAUGUAUGUAUAUGUACAGUAUAUAUGUAUGUAUUUUUUUUAACACUAGCCAUCUCUCACCGAGGCAGGGUGACCCCCCCCCCCCCAAAAAAAAAAGAAA
Molecule: messenger RNA, 14688 nt
Organism: Cherax quadricarinatus
Lineage: Eukaryota; Metazoa; Arthropoda; Malacostraca; Decapoda; Parastacidae
Gene: Cul5
Product: cullin 5
Biological process (GO): SCF-dependent proteasomal ubiquitin-dependent protein catabolic process; protein ubiquitination
Cellular component (GO): Cul5-RING ubiquitin ligase complex; SCF ubiquitin ligase complex
Molecular function (GO): ubiquitin protein ligase binding; protein-macromolecule adaptor activity
Source: RefSeq, a predicted model, not a curated record